Scatophagus argus is the source of this 2874-nucleotide messenger RNA. It is a transcript of the gene mastl, whose product is annotated as microtubule associated serine/threonine kinase-like. NCBI's taxonomy places the organism in Eukaryota, Metazoa, Chordata, Actinopteri, Scatophagidae. Bases 156 to 2717 code for a protein of 853 amino acids. The record is from RefSeq and is a predicted model, not a curated record. Gene Ontology annotation, cellular component: nucleus. Gene Ontology annotation, molecular function: ATP binding; protein serine/threonine kinase activity. Gene Ontology annotation, biological process: peptidyl-serine phosphorylation; intracellular signal transduction. The transcript has 13 exons.
ACUAAAAGGAACGACAAAGGACCCCGCGAAAGAGAAGUGGGAUUCAAAAUUUCAAAACAAACCCGAGAUCGUUGUUUUGUCAUGCAAGUGUUUACUCUGAACUAGCUGGCUGUUGCACACACAACCCAGUUCGUUAUUUGAAAACUAGUAUAAGCAUGGACGCAGAUGUAAAGCCCGACUCCAGUACAAUUCACAAACCAGUGGAUGUCCCGAAACCGCCUUCAAUCGAGGAUUUCAUCGUUUUGAAGCCCAUCAGCCGCGGUGCUUUUGGCAAGGUUUACCUUGCACGAAAGACAUCCAACUCACGAUUGUAUGCCAUUAAGGUGAUGAAGAAAGCAGACAUGGUUGAUAAAAAUAUGAUGGGCCAGAUGAAGGCAGAGAGAGAUGCACUUGCUCUCAGCAAAAGCCCCUUCGUGGUUCACCUGUUUUACUCCCUCCAGACAGCCACUAAGAUCUAUCUGGUAAUGGAGUACCUUAUUGGUGGAGAUGUCAAAUCCCUGCUUCACAUCUAUGGGUAUUUCGACCAAGAUAUGUCUGUAAAAUACAUUGCAGAGGUUGCACUGGCUUUGGACUACCUCCAUCGUCAUGGUAUAAUCCACAGGGACUUGAAGCCAGACAACAUGCUUAUAUCCAACGAAGGUCACAUCAAACUGACUGACUUUGGCCUUUCUAAAGUCAAGCUUGACAGAGAGCUGAGUCUCGUGGAUAUCCUUACUACUCCAUCGUUGGCUAAACCAAAAAAAGACUAUUUCCGCACCCCAGGUCAAGUCCUCUCCUUAAUCAGCUCCCUUGGGUUUAAUACCCCAGCAGGAGAGGGCAAGCGUCACUGCAGCGCAUCUGCUGUGUCCAGUCCGAUGUCCUGUGGCAAAGUAAAACAGAAAAAUAACUCUCUUGGUUCUCCCUUAAUGAAGAACAAAGAAAAUCUGUACUCUCCAACUCACUACCCUUGGAAAAUGGGUAUGUUUGGACCUAACAAAACUGUGUUCAAUCCUCAUAAUAUGACUAAAAAUCUGACUCCCACAUUGCUGAAGACCAGAAAGAGGUUUGAGACGAUGAGUGCAGACAGCACCACCACUGACAAUGAAGGUGGCGUCAGUCCACUGUGGGAGUGUGAGGAGAAAGAAAAUGAACUUACUAAUGAACAGAAGAGCAGAGGACAUUCUGAGUCCAAAGGGCCUGAACAGGACUGUGCACCCACAAAAACAGGCAUCUUUGGCUUGUCUAAGGACACCAGCAAGAAACUGUCAAAUAAGACAAAUCCAGACCAUCUUGUGGGAAAAAAGCCUCCAGCCGACAAACUGGGGUCAGUCUCCACAGCUCAGGGUGACUUUUUUCCAUCAGCCUCAUCUGUAAAGAGAACGUUUUCUGAUGUUGAGAGAAGUCCUGAGUCAUUGGCGAUCCAAGCCAAGAAGAAUAAUACACACUAUAAGAGAUGUUACCAGAUUCCAGAGGAGUCUGUGAGGUUUCACACUGGCCUGACUGGAACAUUUUCCACCAUCCAAAUAGGCGACUUCAUGGCCUCCACAGAGGGGAUUGGGUUGGAUGAAGACCACGGUCCAAAGCGCUCCAGUCCUAUUGCUGUGGCCAAAAGUCUGUUUUGUGAACUGGAAGAGCCAACAGAGGAUGUAUUUGAAGAUGGAGCCAAAGACUCGUCACAUUCAAGUUUCACAUCACCGCUUGCUGGGAGCAGUGACGUUUGCAGGAGCUUGAGCCUUGACUCUGAUGGCUCUGUGCAUGAAACGUCUUUCACUAUUGACAGUCAAGCAUCUCUCAAGCCAAGCAAGUAUUCCAAAACCAGGAAUUCUGCAUCAUCUGAGGAGCAAGAGGAAAAUAAAGACUCACUCCUUGGUGAAUCAUGCCCCAAAACUCCAUCGGCUGUUACUACAGAAACACCCAGACUUGGUAACUUUGGUCAAAUAGGUGAAUCUCGGUGCUCCUUUCUUAACCGACUCCCUGAUCUGACCUGCAGUGUUGCGCAGUCCUCCUCAUUCCUCAAGCCACGAAAUGUUGUAGCUUUCCGCAGCUACUGUAGCUCCAUUAACCGCUCCAACAUGUCAGGUGUGUCCCGCUUUAGUAUUGGUUCUGUUGAGGCUAUGGACGUGUCCACAGCAGCUUCCCAUUACUCUGCGUCUGGCACAGCAACACCAGUGCAGAAAAGACUCUACUCCAGCAGCUCUCUUUGCCAGACCCCUCAGCCCAUGUUGACCUCGCAAACCCCUUUCAGGACUCCAAAGAGUGUGAGAAGGGGUGCACUGCCUGUUGAAGGCGCACCCCUUUUAGGAACUCCUGACUAUUUGGCUCCAGAGCUUCUUUUGGGGAAACUACAUGGAAGUUGUCAGUGUGAUUUCAUGGUGGACUGGUGGGCGCUCGGUGUGUGUCUUUUCGAGUUCCUGACGGGUGUGCCACCUUUCAAUGACGAAACGCCUCAGCUGGUCUUUCAGAAUAUUCUCAACAGAGACAUUCCCUGGCCUGAGGAGGAGGAGGAACUGUCUUCAAACUCAAGAAAUGCGAUUGAAAUCCUCCUCACCAUGGACAUGACAAAACGGGCUGGUCUAAAGGAGCUCAAGCGUCACCCCCUGUUUGAGGGCUUGGACUGGGACAACCUGCAGAACCAGCCGAUGCCUUUCAUACCUCAGCCGGAGGAUGAAACUGACACCUCAUACUUUGAGGCACGAAACAACGCUCAGCACAUCGCUGUGUCCGGCUUCAGUCUGUAGUAGUACAAACAUUAAGAGGAGUUUUAUCAAAGUAGCAGUCCACAAUUUUUGGCUAUUGAUGAAUCACUUGCUUUCGAUGUGAAACACUCCAAAAACCCAUUAAACAGAGUUUAAUGAGUUUUGUGUUGUUUUGUUGUGGUGUUAUAUUGUCAGUCAC